Dioszegia hungarica is the source of this 1287-nucleotide messenger RNA. RefSeq lists its product as uncharacterized. Gene Ontology annotation, molecular function: 3-beta-hydroxysteroid 3-dehydrogenase (NADP+) activity. Gene Ontology annotation, cellular component: mitochondrial outer membrane; endoplasmic reticulum membrane; lipid droplet. Bases 1 to 1287 code for a protein of 428 amino acids. The transcript has 5 exons. The record is from RefSeq and is a predicted model, not a curated record. Lineage: Eukaryota; Fungi; Basidiomycota; Tremellomycetes; Tremellales; Bulleribasidiaceae.
AUGGUAGCUUCCGACGAUAACCGAAUGAUAGUCGUUGUGACAGGUGCCAAUACCGGUAUCGGCCUAGGCAUCUGUCAUCGGCUCCUCUCCUCCCUCUCCCUCCCGCUCGACCAAGCCAUCACUGAGGCUACACCCCAAAGCUCCGCUUUUGCGCCUUCUCACCAGCGAUCAGCUGGGCUCAGCUCGAGCAGCAGCAGCCAGAGGACCGAGCUCACACUCACGCUCAUCCUGGCCUGUCGAUCGCUCAAGAAGGCGGAGGUUGCCAAGGAGGCUUUACUGGAGAGGCAUUUGAGAGUGUUGGAGAAGAGGAGAGGGAAGGGGCUAGUCGUUCCGAAAGGGUGGAAGGAGGGAUUGCGGAUCGAGAUUGAGCUGUUGGAUGUGGAUUCGCCAAAUGGGGAGAAUGGGAUCCUGGACUUUUGCCAGCGGCUGCGAGGAAAGUAUCCAUACAUUACAUCCCUGUAUUCCAAUGCCGGUGUCCACGGUGCGAUCAGUCAACGGUGGGGCGCAAUGGUCCUGGAGGUCUUCCGGAAAGGACUGCUGUACGCCUGCUCGCACGACAAGGCGUACAUGGACGAAGAGGUUGGGCGGCUCAGCAGAGAUAAGCAAAGAGGGGCAAUAUGGGGCAUCAACACCUUUGCGCCUUACCUACUCUCCACAGAGCUCAUCGGCCUUCUUCAACAAUCGCCCUCCUCACUCCCCUUUUCGCCCCGGAUCAUCUACACCACCUCCUCCACGACUGAACUUUCAGACUUUGACGGCCUCGACCCCGCCGCCGACCCGCAGCUCCUCCGAAUGUCCAAGGUGUACGCGCCAAGCAAGUACGCCGGGGAUCUGCUCAUCGAUGAUCUGGAUCGGCGGUAUGGCCGGCCGUCGGCAGAUAGGCGGGCUGUGAGGGCUCUCUGCGGCGAGCCAGGGUGUGUAGCUACGAACGCGGCGAAGGACUGGAUGAUGGAGUCGCCGUUGUAUGGGUUCCUGCAAGCGGCGAAUUUGAUUGUCUUUCUCCUUCUCCGAUUGAUUGGCUCGCCAUAUCAUCCGAGAGAUACAGAAGACGCGACCGCCGGGCUUCUGUACGCUGCUUUGGUCCCGGACGAGCAUCUGCCUCCAGCAGGCGGGAACGAGCGGUUCAGAUUUGGGGCGCACGCCCAUCCAUUGCGGGACGCGACGGUGGACUAUAUCCCGCUGGACGGCGGGAAGUCGGAGCAGGCAGAUCGGAUUUUCAAGGUGCAGUUGGCGGAGUGUGAAAGGGUGAGGGAAGAGUGUAAGCGGUUGGAGAAGGAUGGGAGAUGA